ACUAAACGCCAACCCAGGACCCUGUCUGCCGAACAGCACAUAAACCAAUGUGUCAACUCACUAGUUAAGUUAUUCCGUGGCAAAAUAAGUGUUUUUAAAGCAAAAUAAGCUUAUUUACUUGGCUGCUAACUUGAGCAUUUAGCUCACUUUAUAGCGAGCAGUUCUGAGGUUUACUUAGGUUGAGCUAACGUUAGCUGCUUUACAUUAUGGACGUUUUACGACCAGCUCUUAUCAAUAUAAAUGGGAGAAUAUACCGGAGGAAUGUCACUAAGGACUCUAAGGAGGAACAUUAUGAGGAAGAAGAAGAAGAUGUGUCUUACGUGGGGCCUCCAGAGAGUGAAUACCUCGAAGAAGAUGAAGCCUGUGACACAAAGUUAAUUGAACAGACUGAUAAAGGAUACCGCUGUGCCAUUGAAGUCCCAAGUGUUCUUUACAAAUACAUCAUUGGAAAAAAAGGAGAGACACGGAGACGCCUGGAGUCUGACACAAAGACAUCUAUCAGCAUCCCAAAACAAGGAGUGGAGGGGGAGAUUGUUAUCACAGGUUCCCAUAAAGCUGCAGUCUCAUCUGCAGUCACACGUGUUGAGCUCCUUGUUGAGAGUUACCGGAAGAAGCAACCUUUCACACAUUUCCUGUCAUUCCCUUUGAGUAAUCCCAAAAUCCAAGAAGGAUUCCUGACCUUUAAAGACGAGGUGUUGAAGCAGUGCUCACAGGAUCAUGGAGUUGAGGGGAGCAUCUUUCAGAACCCUGCAAAGCUUCACAUGACAAUCGGCACCCUUGCUCUGUUAAAUGAGACAGAAGUGAGAAAAGCAUGUGAACACCUCCAACAGUGUCAACACUUUAUCCGGGACAUCACAGAAGGAAACCCUCUGGCGUUGGAGGUGACGGGCAUAGAGUACAUGAAUGAUGACCCGGGCAUGGUGGAUGUAUUGUAUGCCAAAGUCAACGCGAAAGACAAAUCUGACAAGUUGCAGCUGAUCGCGGACCGGCUGGUGGAGCACUUUGUCUCCGCAGGGUUGAUGGUGAGAGAGUGGGACAGAGUGAAGCUGCACGGCACCGUCAUUAACACUCUGUUCAGAAAGGACUCAGUCGAAGAAGCGGGCGGCCCAGGGAGACAAACCAUGAGUGAACGAGAGGCUUUUGAUGCCAGAAACAUAUUAAAGAAAUUUGGUGCUUAUCGUUUUGGAGAGUUUGGGUUGAAUACGGUGCUGCUGUCCCAGAGAUAUUCCUCAGACUGUACGGGCUACUACACCUCUGCAGGGAGCGCCAACUUCUCAUGAGCUUCAACACCAGGGGUCAUGGAUAAACACGGCAGCAGCAUGAAGCAACUCUCUGUCGGGAGCGAAGCAUUGUGGGAAACACCAGAUGAUGAACAUGAAUGGACUUACAACAGCGUGUCUUUGCAUCCUAGCUGAUUUUUUCAGUUGGAAAAUGAACAUUUGUUGGGGUUAUGUUUUCCUUCAUGCUGGAAGAGGUGCUCCAUUUGAACAUUCUGGCAGGAAUAAAUAAAUGUGCAAAGCAUC
Molecule: messenger RNA, 1523 nt
Organism: Notothenia coriiceps (black rockcod)
Lineage: Eukaryota; Metazoa; Chordata; Actinopteri; Perciformes; Nototheniidae
Gene: ascc1
Product: activating signal cointegrator 1 complex subunit 1
Exons: 10
Coding region: 207-1280 (357 amino acids)
Biological process (GO): DNA alkylation repair; regulation of DNA-templated transcription
Cellular component (GO): nucleus
Molecular function (GO): RNA binding
Source: RefSeq, a predicted model, not a curated record